This is a messenger RNA of Chaetura pelagica (chimney swift), 1359 nucleotides long. RefSeq names its product GTP binding protein 6 (putative) (gene GTPBP6). The transcript has 11 exons. Gene Ontology annotation, molecular function: ribosome binding; GTP binding. Gene Ontology annotation, cellular component: cytoplasm. The record is from RefSeq and is a predicted model, not a curated record. Lineage: Eukaryota; Metazoa; Chordata; Aves; Apodiformes; Apodidae. The coding region runs from base 1 to 1359 and encodes 452 amino acids.
AUGGAGUGGGGGGGGCGGGAGGGGACGGUUAAAUCCCUCAUCGAGCUGCGCCAGCAGCACCCGCGGCCUGAGCAGCGCGGGGCCGUGGUGCAGCCCGCCGUGAAGUGGGGCCCCAGGAAGUCGCCGCUUACCACGGCUGAAUUGCAGGUUGUUGAAGCUGUGGCUCUUGUAGAUACCCUUCAGAACUGGACAGUUUUAGAUAAAAUAAUUAUUCCUACAAAAAAUCCUGAUAAGAAGUUUAUUUUUGGCAAAGGAAACUUUCAGGUUUUGACAGAAAAGCUUAAAAAAUUGCCCCAGAUGACAGCUGUCUUCUUGAAUGUGGAAAGAAUAUCUUCACUAACAAAGAAAGAGCUGGAAGAUGCCUGGGGCGUGAAGGUCUUUGACAGAUACACAGUCGUACUUCACAUUUUUCGUUGCAAUGCCCGGACCAGAGAAGCAAAACUUCAGAUAGCAUUGGCUGAAAUUCCACUUCUCAGGUCAAAUCUGAAAAAUGAGGUGUCUCGGCUAGAUCAGCAGAGAGGUGGCUCAAGAUACAUUAUGGGCUCAGGUGAAACAUUCAUGGAGACACAGCAUCGUAUCUUGAAAGAAAAAGAACUUAAAAUUAGGAAUGCCCUGGAGAAACUAAGAAGAAAAAGGUCUUUACUUAGAACUCAGCGCAGAAAACGCGAGUUCCCGGUUGUCUCGGUAAUGGGCUAUACUAAUUGUGGAAAAACUACCUUGAUCAAAGCCUUAACUGGGGAAGCAGGAAUUCAACCCCGAGAUCAACUGUUUGCCACUCUUGAUAUUACAGCCCAUGCUGGCUACCUGCCCUCACACAUGGCUGUUAUUUAUGUUGACACGAUUGGAUUUCUGACUGAUCUCCCACAUAAUCUGGUUGAGUCCUUUUCAGCUACAUUGGAAGAAGUAGCUUACUCUGAUCUAAUAGUUCAUGUGAGGGAUAUUACUCACCCAGAAACCAUCCUCCAGAAAGCAACUGUUCUGUCAGUUCUGAAGAAUCUCAAUCUUCCCAGCCAUCUAUUGGACUCAAUGGUAGAAGUUCAUAACAAAGUGGAUUUAGUAGAAAGGUACAAACCGACUGAAGAAAAUGCUUUAGCCAUUUCUGCUCUACAGGGACAUGGUUUAGAAGAGCUGAAAGAAGAAAUAGAGAAAAAAAUUUUGAUAGCCACAGGGAAGAAGAUUGUGACAGUUCACGUCAACUUAGAAGGACCUCAGCUAAGUUGGCUCUAUAAAGAAGCAACAGUUCAGGAAGUAGAAGUCAUGCCUGAAGAUGGCACAGCCAGGGUGAAAGUGAUAAUCGGCAAUUCUGCUUUUGGCAGAUACAAAAACCUCUUUCCUAACAGUAAGAUUUUUAUGCCAUGA